Molecule: messenger RNA, 1609 nt
Organism: Syngnathus acus (greater pipefish)
Lineage: Eukaryota; Metazoa; Chordata; Actinopteri; Syngnathiformes; Syngnathidae
Gene: pex11g
Product: peroxisomal biogenesis factor 11 gamma
Exons: 5
Coding region: 245-934 (229 amino acids)
Biological process (GO): peroxisome fission
Cellular component (GO): peroxisomal membrane
Source: RefSeq, a predicted model, not a curated record
CUCAACCUGUCAUUCUAAAGUAUAAUCUAUUUGGACGCUAGAGGGCAGUAAUGCUUUCCGCGUUAGCUUAAACAUGAAAGCUCGGUAAUCGAUUAGUUGAGUCUGAAAGGUGUUUCGGUCGAAGUCCAGCAGAUGCAAAGAAAAACGGGCGUGAUAUAAAAGUUAAGGAUGGUUCACACAAAAGCAUUUUGCACUUUGUUUAUUUUUUGACAGUAGCGUUUACUUGCGCAAGUCCGUGUCAGUCAUGGACUGUCUUAUUCGGGUUCUGGAGUCCUACAGAGGAAGAGACAAACUCAUCAGAACACUUUGCUAUGGCUCGCAGCUGCUUGGAGGCCUUCUGUCACCCAAGGCUGAGGCUGAUGCUUCAUCCCACAACCUUGGGAGAAGUCUGCUGCUCUUUUCUGCUCAGCUCAGCCACUGCAGGACGGUGCUGAGGCUGUUUGAUGAUCUGUCCAUGCUGGCGUAUUCCUACAGUUACGGAUUUGGAGCCAAGGAGAAAGAUGGAAUCGUGCGCUGGAUAUCGGUGCUCACAAAUGUGGCCGACCAACUCUACUACCCGUGCGAACACGUGGCCUGGGCCGCUGACGCUCACCUCGUCGGGGUGAACUCGGAAAGAUGGUGGCACAUCAGCACGGUGCUGUGGGGAACCUCGCUGCUGUUGGCGAUACUUAGGUCGCUCAGAGUUCGCACGCUGCUCAAGAAGGAGCUUAGGAGAUGUGCCAAAGGUGGAAGCAGCUACGUUCAGAUCCAUCGGCAGAUGCAGGUGGAGCUGCUUUCGAUCCUUGGAUCUAUGACAGACCUGAGUAACGCCAUCCACUGGAUGCCUCACGGUUUCUUGUGGGCAGGACGAUUCCCUCCUUGGCUAGUAGGACUCAUGGGUACUAUCUCUUCUCUUGUGGCUUUGAUCAAGAUGAACGCAGGAGACUGUGAUUAAAUAUGCGGUACUGAAUGAUGGACGCUUUGGUCAGCACUGCAGCAAAUAUUGGAUCAAUUUGACAAUUUCAAGAGCACGCUAAUCGUGCUCUGUAGCAUAAGACUUAUUGACGCUUACCUAUGUCCAAUUUAUUCAAUGCGUGUUUUGUUUUUUCUUUUAUUAGGGAAGAAUGACAAAAAUCAAACUUACACAGGAGUUAAAAUCCAAUUCUUAGGACAAAAACAUCAAACAGUUCAAGAUAAUACAAAAACUAAGCAAUUCAAGGCAACAUCAGGCAGUGGUAAUAAUACUCAAUCAAACCUAUUUUCCACAGUUCCUCUGUUGACCUCAGUCGGAUGCAUAAAUGAAUGUAUGGAUAAUCCACAGAUGAUUAAGAUCAUGAGUUGCAGCCCUACUUGAAAACUUUAUGUAGAGCUGCUUUUCUCGCCCGCACAUUUGUGCUUGUUAGCUUCACUUUUACGAAAGAAUCGUUUGUAACACACCGCACAGCUGUAAGGUUUCACGCCAGUGUGUGUGUUCAUAUGUGUCGUCAAAUGUGUCUUCUGAAGAAAUUUUAAAUCACAUUCUGAGCAAGCAAAAGGUCUUUCUCCCGUGUGUGUUCUCAUGUGAGUCUCUAAAUUGGACUUCAGUGAGAAACUUCUAAAGCAAACUGAGCAAGUAAAGGGUCUUUCUCCA